AUGGCGGUUCGUGCUGGAUUGAACAACAAGCUUAGCGGGCAGAUCAAUGUGAGGACAAGUAGUUCUGACCAACUUCAGAUUUCCCUUAUUGCUAUUCUUCCAGUUGCCAAGGCUAUCUACAAGAACUUCUGGCCUGUUAAGGAAGUAGACUAUGAGGGAAAACAUUCUGAUCAUGCUCCAGUUGCUUUUGUUAGUUCUAGUGCCCUUACAUCAACAUCUUCUAAUGCCACCUUAGCUGUAAAUUCUCACACAAGUGAUACCGAACUUCGCAUGAUUGUUGAUGGUAUAUUGGCACAUUAUGAUGAGAUUUUUAGACUAAAAGGUGUUGCGGCUAAGGCUGAUGUUUUCCAUCUGUUGUCUGGCAUGUGA
Molecule: messenger RNA, 369 nt
Organism: Lathyrus oleraceus (garden pea)
Lineage: Eukaryota; Viridiplantae; Streptophyta; Magnoliopsida; Fabales; Fabaceae
Exons: 3
Coding region: 1-369 (122 amino acids)
Biological process (GO): DNA-templated transcription
Molecular function (GO): sequence-specific DNA binding
Source: RefSeq, a predicted model, not a curated record